Messenger RNA from Sorex araneus (European shrew), 2654 nucleotides. RefSeq names its product CKLF like MARVEL transmembrane domain containing 3 (gene CMTM3). Bases 61 to 603 code for a protein of 180 amino acids. The transcript has 5 exons. NCBI's taxonomy places the organism in Eukaryota, Metazoa, Chordata, Mammalia, Eulipotyphla, Soricidae. The record is from RefSeq and is a predicted model, not a curated record. Gene Ontology annotation, cellular component: membrane.
UUCCGCUUCCCGCCCGGCGCGGGUGACGGGGAGGGAGCCGCGCCCGGGGUCCUCGCCGCCAUGUGGCCCCCAGACCCGGAGGCCGAGCGCGAGGCCGAGCCUGCCGGCCGCCCCGGCGCGGGCGUCCCGGGCCUGCGCGCCCUGCUGCCCGCGCGCUCCUUCCUGUGCUCGCCCAAAGGGCGCCUCCUGCUGGCCGAGUCGGGUCUCUCCUUCAUCACCUUUGUCUGCUAUGUGGCCUCCUCGGCCUCCACCUUCCUCACGGCCCCCCUGCUGGAGUUCCUGCUGGCCCUGUGCUUCCUCUUCGCUGAUGCCAUGCAGCUGAACGACAAGUGGCAGGGCCUCUGCUGGCCCAUGAUGGACUUCCUGCGUUGUGUCACCGCGGCCCUUAUCUACUUUGCCAUCUCCAUCACAGCUGUCGCCAAAUAUUCGGAUGGGGCUUCCAAAGCAGCUGGGGUCUUUGGCUUCUUUGCCACCAUCGUGUUUGCCAUCGAUUUCUACCUGAUCUUUAACAACGUGGCGAAAUUCCUCAAACAGGGGGACUCUGCGGAGGAGACUGCAGCCGACAAGGCAGAAGAGGACGACUCCGACUCUGACUCCGACUGAAGGCCCGUCCCCGUCCUGGCACCUGAGCCCCGCGGACCUUCACUCCUGCCCCGUAGAUCUGCAGGCCCGAGCAUGGCCAGGGACCGUGUGUUGGGGGAAGGCCGUUGUAGGGGGAGCUGCUGGGGGAGCGGGCUCCUCACAGGCUCCCCUGAGGCCUUCCCGAGCCCCGCGACCUCUCCCGGGCUUAGCACCCUAACCACUCUGCACCAGGCAUCUUGGAUGUUCUGCCCUUCUCCCCUCCUGUCCCACAGACAUUAAGGCCCUGUGACCUCUGCCGAAAGCAGGCACAGGGACAGACCCACUGAGCCUGGCCCUCUCCCUUUCCGAGGAAGCACUGACACGUGGGGUAAGGGGGGGUCAGGCCAGGCCUCCUGGCGCUGCUGCCUCUGCUCGUGCAGUAGAGAAUGAGCCUUGAUUCAAGCGAGAGUGACCGCCUCAUUCUCAAAGCAGGUGCCCUGCCACUGGGCGAGAAGGGGUCUCGGCACCAAAAGGGCCCCCCACAUCUCCAACAGGCCUGAGUUCCAAGCUGAGUAGCUCUGAAGAGGCCCAGAGGGGGUUGGGCAGGCCCAGCCAUGGCACUCUGUUCCAGGGGCCCCACAGUAAAUAAGGGGGCCCAAGCCAGACAGCAGAGCAAAGGUCCUGCGCCCCUUUGCGCGGUGCUUCUCUGAGGGCUUGUGCCCUGCAUGUGGCUCUUCCAUUUUGAUAACGUUCUGUAAUUUUUUUUACUCAAAACCAGCUUUUUUAUAUAUGGCACUUCCUGUGAACCAAGAGAGUGAAUGAGCUAGAAUCCCCGACCCACAUUUUGGGCACAUAUAACCUUUGUCCUUCUCCUGCAUGAACCUCCUAACCUGAGAGAAAGAAGCUAUAAUGAAUUAAAUCAUACUGACCACUUGCCAGGAUGUGUGUGUUUGAGCCACGCUCCAGGAGCCUGCCUGAGCAGCAGGAGCCUGCCUGGGCCCUGACACCAGGGCUCAGUGGUGAUGCCUAGUCCACUGCAGACGGCCACUACGCCUCCGACCAGUCUCUGCAAAGCUUAUGCUCCAGCCAUCUUCCCUGGACCUGGGCCCCCAUCUCUUGGGCCCCUUCCCUGCUGAAGCAGGUCAUCUCAGCGGUGGCCUCCAGGCAGCCAGAGCUUGGCGGCUCCUGGAAGCACACUGAGGAGCAGGCUCAGGGGAGGCAGCCGGGUACUCCGGCCAACUCUCCUGGACACGUUAAGAACAUGAGCUGGAGGUGCAGAAGCCGAGGGGUGCACAGAGGGAGUUCCUGGCCCUCGGGCGCCCGGUGGCUUCCUGUGGACCUUUGAAGGGAGGUGACUCAAUCAAGAAAGUGACAAGAAGAGUACAUGUGUCCGUUUAUUAAACAAGAAUUCCUUCAUAACAAUUUAAUACAAUAUUAGCGAUGAGUGUUGAGAAAAUUAUUUCCCUCUACAUACAAAAAUACAGAUUUGGACACUGAAAACAAUCAGGACAAGUACCAUGAAAAAUUGGUCCUUCAAAGAAACAGAUGGAGGGCAAUUUGAGGCGUCUGCUUUCAGGAAAAACCAGUAGGAGCCAAGGCUCUAGGACCCCCCCCCCCAAAACUAUGCCAAAGGGUCAGAGUCACACCUGAGAGCCAGCCAGAGCUAGGUGGUGUUCUGACUCGACCCUGAACCAGGUAGGUUCUCAACCUCGCCCCCGCCCUGCCACCCGUGAGUACCAACAAGUGAUCACGUGGGAGGCCUUACUGACCACCCAAACGGACUUCUUGACCUGGCACAAGGACAAAAGCUACAAUGUUGGGGCUCAGUAGGUCCCCUCCUUCAUUCUGCAAUGGCUCAGCUAGUCACUCCAGCAUCUCCUUGGCUGUGUCCCGUAAGGAUGGGGACACAGAAGGAGCAGCUGGCGUGGUCUCUGGGUCUGGGUCCCAGGGAGUCCUCACAGUAGGGGGCUGUUUUGUUCAGGCUGCAAACCAGGAAGGGCCUCUGCAGGGUGGCCAGGAGUCACGGGGCUAGCUGUGUAGAAGGUGAGCCCGAGUCCAAGGCGCUCCCUUCUUGGGAGACUGGGAGCAACCUG